AUGAGCAAGUUUAUUCAUAGCCUGUUACUUGGUCUGUGUACUAAUUAUCCUCCUACCAAUGAUACUGUCACGGAACCGCCACCUUGGAAAUGGGUUCCAGAAAAACAGAUGAUACAACGAGAUAAUGGUACAUUCUACUGUGAACUACGAACUGUAGAAGAAAUUAAAAGGAAAAUUUUAGAUGGAAAAAAGUUGAAAGUUGCAACGUUACCAGAUAGACCACCAAUGAGCUGGGUCGUUCAUGGAAAAAAUGAAACGUUAAUCGGUAAAGGAAUUGCAUUUGAAAUUUUAGACACUCUUAGUAGAAAAUUUGGAUUCACUUAUGAAAUAUCCUUACCCACUCGCAAAACGUUGAUAAAUGAAAAAGGAAGCAUACUAAAUAUGCUGACACAAGGGGAUGUAGACAUGAUUGCUGCCUUCAUACCAGUUCUUCCGGGAUUAGAACAUGAAAUUCAAUGGAGUGUUGAAUUGAGUCAUUUUGAAUACGUUGUAAUGAUGAGAAGACCUAAAGAAUCGGCCACAGGUUCUGGUUUACUUGCUCCAUUCGAAUAUGAGGUUUGGUUAUUAAUUUUAGCAUCGUUAAUAAUAGUUGGUCCCAUAAUUCAUUGUAUAAUGAAACUGCGUUCCAAACUUUGCGAUGGCUCCAGAGUUUAUCCCCUGGCUUCGUGCAUAUGGUUCGUGUAUGGAGCUUUGAUGAAACAAGGAUCGUCUUUAUCACCCAUCAAUGACUCUACCAGAAUUAUGUUUGCCACAUGGUGGAUAUUUAUAAUGAUUUUAACAUCGUUUUAUACUGCCAAUUUGACGGCAUUUUUAACCUUAUCUCGUUUCACAUUACCGAUCCAUAGUGUGGAAGAUAUAGCAAAACCAGACUACAGAUGGGUUGCGCUCGAAGGAGAUGCGAUUGAAUAUUCAGUAAAGCAAGAUAACGAUUUAUCUGUGCUGAGACAAUCAUGGAGACAAGGAAGAGGAAGGUUCAUCAACAAUCCAGAUCAUUUGAGAAUCAAGUCUUUAAUUGCCGAAGGUGUGCUGUUACUACACGAACGAAACUGGCUAAAUUCGUUUAUGCUUGGGCUUGAACGCGAAAUGGAAAUUGAUAAAGAGCAUUGUAAAUAUGUUUUAACCACCAGACCAUAUUUGACUAGAUCGUUAUCAUUUGCUUUUCCAAAGCAUAGCAUUUUGCCUCACCUUUUCAACUCAGACAUGUUAUCAUACGUGGAAUCAGGAAUUAUUAGGCAUUUGCUGACGGCCACUCUACCAGAAGCAGACAUAUGUCCAUUAAAUUUAGGCAGUAAAGAACGCCAGCUACGGGUUUCAGAUUUAUACACCACUUAUGAAAUAAUUAUCACUGGAUUUUGCAUUGCUCUUAGCAUAUUUUGUAUCGAGAUAAUAGGAAAUAGGUUGAAAAAUCGCGAAAUAACAGCUAAUAAGCAAAGUAAAACAAAGAAAUCAAUUACUUCGUACAGAUUAGAUUGUUUGAAACGAAAUAAUAUUUCCGCUAUUCUGAAAGAAGGUACUCCGACGUAUGUAAAUGGUCGAGAUUACAUUACUUUGAAAAAUUCAACUGACAAUAAUUUCAAAAUGGUUCCAGCCAGAGGGUUGUCAGCAUUCUUAGUAAAUAGACUCAAGUACUAAGAUG
Molecule: messenger RNA, 1636 nt
Organism: Planococcus citri (citrus mealybug)
Lineage: Eukaryota; Metazoa; Arthropoda; Insecta; Hemiptera; Pseudococcidae
Gene: Ir76b
Product: Ionotropic receptor 76b
Exons: 9
Coding region: 1-1632 (543 amino acids)
Cellular component (GO): membrane
Molecular function (GO): ligand-gated monoatomic ion channel activity
Source: RefSeq, a predicted model, not a curated record